GUCAACAUAUACGAAGUCUCUGAUCGAGAAUGGACCAGAGAUGUCUUGAUGGGCACGCAUGCUCGAUUGUGCUAUACACUCAUUCUCAUGAGCUGGCCGGCUGUAUCCCUCACUGUUUCUAUCGUCUUUCUGAAGACAUCUCUUAUGAUGGCGUGUUAUGCUUCUGGAGUCUGGUGGCUUCAAUUCUUGGUGACAGUAGAGAUCAUGACCUGGGUGUGGCUGCUACCUCUCUCUGUCUGGUGUGCACUCAAAAAGACUCUGCCACCAAACGUCAGACACGACCUCAAAUCUAAACGGGCGAACAUCCCCACAGUGCCAUGAGUCCCAUGACUUGGGGGAGACUGGUGGGUAUCACUAUAGAGUCUUGUUCCUAUAUAUUCACCUACGAGUUCUGCUGAUUGCAAAGUUCGUUGCAGGCUGGGUUAGGCACUUCACUGACUAGUAGACUCAUAACCAGUCUGACGUACCUCUUUGAGUGGUAGAAAAUGGUAUGUCCUAUUUCAAUUCUAUGUAUCGAC
This is a messenger RNA of Suillus paluster, 518 nucleotides long. RefSeq lists its product as uncharacterized. Bases 49 to 321 code for a protein of 90 amino acids. The record is from RefSeq and is a predicted model, not a curated record. The transcript is spliced from 4 exons. Lineage: Eukaryota; Fungi; Basidiomycota; Agaricomycetes; Boletales; Suillaceae.